AGCGCUCUGUGCCAAAUCCUGUACACAAGGCGGUCCACAGGAAUGCGUUUCCACUCAUGCACGAAACGUUUGCUGACAACAAACCUGACCUCCUACGGAGAGUGGCACCGGAGUUUUACAUCUCAGAGAGUCUCAAGGAGCAGAAAACAUGAAGCCCAAAUCUCUUCCGUCGAGGUUGUUUGACAUGAAUUCAGCAGCGGCGGAGACUCUGAACGUAAGAGCGACGAAAUAUCAGCGCCAUGUGGACUGUGUUGAUCACGGUGACAGCCAGCCUGUGGAAGAGGAGCGAACACGACAUGAGAAAUGCCACAGAGAAAUUCACUUUGCUUUUCUGCCGGAGAGGUACGAGGUGCUGGUGGAUGACGAGGCGCUAGCCAAGCAAAAAGAAGAGAAGAAGAAAAGGAAGAAAGAGAAGUACAAAAAAGUGAGGAAGAAUGUUGGAAAGGCAGUGCGUGCCACCUGGAAGUGUCUGAUGCUCGGUUUGUACAAUUUUGCUCUUGGUUACUCCACUCCAAUCACGGUGGCUGCUACGUUUGUCCCCGACUUUCACCCGGGCAGGAACUCAAAUUGAGCUGAGCCACAUGCAGCACCUGGACUUCCUAGUUAUCCUGCAGACCAAAGACUUUGAACAUGUUUGAAAUGUUUCUGUAUUUGAAAUAAUAUACCUAGAUGUAUAUUGAUUUGCGCAAACUGUAAUCAGAAUACACAUUUCCUUUAGAGAUAAACGCAUUUCUUUGUAAAGCCAUUGUGUAUGUAGGUUUUCUAAGAACAGAAAUGUUGACUUUUCCUAUGAAUUAUUUCCUUGUUAGUGUGUGUGCUUUUCUUAAAAUAGUUGAUCUUAUGACUCAUAAAGUGAUAUUUUCAGUCUAUGCUCAUACUGUAGCACUGGUUAAACGAUAUUAUAUAGCCUACAUGUUUUAGAAAAGAAAAAUGAAGACUCUUGCAUUCACAUAGUGCCAUGAAAAUGCCUUAAAUAAUGAAGAACCACAGAGACUGUAGAGCUGGUAUUUGUAUGUGUACAGAAGGGUGGGAAGGGGCUAUUCACUGAUUCUUUCUGUGGAAUCAAGAAAAUGUGGCUGCACUGAUUAAUUACCUGAAAAGAUAAGUUACUGGAGGCUGAAAGGAUUUAGUCUAACACAGAAAACAGGACACCUGUUAGCUGGAUUCUCAGGUUGGAAUGUAAAGCUGUGGCAUUUGAAGGUUGGGCGAAAAUAUUGAAAGUGUAUCAGCGUGUGUGUAAGAUGACUUGAAGGUAAGGUUUUAUUAGAUGUACAAUGAAAUAUAACAUGUUAAUAAAUUGGUAAUAAGA
Molecule: messenger RNA, 1309 nt
Organism: Cheilinus undulatus (humphead wrasse)
Lineage: Eukaryota; Metazoa; Chordata; Actinopteri; Labriformes; Labridae
Exons: 2
Coding region: 149-571 (140 amino acids)
Source: RefSeq, a predicted model, not a curated record